CGGAGAGAAAGAUGGGUCGCCUAACAAAGAAAGUGACGCGUAAACACAGAAAAAAAUUACAGAAAUUGCUGCAACUUUUAGAUAGUUCAAGUGAGUCAGACGUCUCGUCGUUGGAGAGUACAGGGACGGACUCGGAUUCAGAUCCGCCCUUAUCAAAGCAUCCAACGCAAGUCCCGGAGCCUGGCUCAUCCCAGGAUCAGGGUGUACAAAAUAUACUACAAUUCCUGGCUAAUCAAGCAUCUGCUAUAAAAGGACCAGAGGUCAGUACAGACGUAGCAGCCCUGAUAUCUGAUCUGAUCUUAUCCCUGUUUGGCAAACUGUCCAGCCCUUCAGCCUCCAAUGAUUAACCCAGAGUUUGGAUCUUGUUUAAGUACAAAUGCAGUUAAAGAGGAUACAUUCCUCAGUAAACUUCAAUUACAGUUAGCAUCUGGGAUAAGUGCACUGGCCGUCGGCUUCGAUAAUCAAUAUGAAAUAA
Acanthoscelides obtectus is the source of this 475-nucleotide messenger RNA. Lineage: Eukaryota; Metazoa; Arthropoda; Insecta; Coleoptera; Chrysomelidae. The record is from the annotation of a GenBank genome assembly.